Messenger RNA from Saccharomycopsis crataegensis, 1935 nucleotides. RefSeq lists its product as uncharacterized. The coding region runs from base 1 to 1935 and encodes 644 amino acids. The record is from RefSeq and is a predicted model, not a curated record. Gene Ontology annotation, molecular function: microtubule binding; ATP hydrolysis activity; ATP binding. The transcript has a single exon. Gene Ontology annotation, biological process: microtubule-based movement. NCBI's taxonomy places the organism in Eukaryota, Fungi, Ascomycota, Saccharomycetes, Ascoideales, Saccharomycopsidaceae. Gene Ontology annotation, cellular component: microtubule; kinesin complex.
AUGGCAAUGAAACGAGAGAUGGUAUCAAAGAACCCCCAAACGGUAGUCUCAAGACCUAUUUCCCCUAGGAAAGUGAGGAGGGUGGUGAUGAGAUUCAAAGAUGAUGGUAAUAUCAAGGUUAGUGUCCGAGUUCGUCCCGCUGCGGCAAAUGAGGUAAAGCUAAACCUUCCGAACUUGAUUCUGAUGGACCCAGAAACAAAUAUUACUCAGCUCAAUCAUGUUUCUUCGUUUAUCCAGAGUGGAAAAGUGCUGUCGAAAGCUGGCAGAUCAGGCAACGUCGUGCAACCUAAGGUUUACAAGUUUGAUAAUUCAUUAUCAUCAUUUGAUCCCAAUAACAAAGGGUUUAUAGAUCAACAGACCGCUUAUGAGAAGAUUGGUAAAGAAUAUCUAAAACACACAUUGAAUGGAUACAAUACUUGUAUUUUUGCAUAUGGCCAAACAGGAGCAGGCAAGUCAUAUACAAUGAUGGGCACAGAUGAAGAACCUGGAUUGAUCCCAAGAAUUUGUAAAGAUUUGUUUAGGUAUUCGGAAAACUUGUUGAAUGAACGGCAAAUAAAUGUCAUAGUUAAAGUUUCGUAUUUCGAAAUCUAUAAUGAAUUUGUGUAUGACUUGUUGAAUUCUACCGAAUCAGUGAGUGGGAAACUGAGAUACCUUACAAAAUCAUCAAUGAAUUCUAAAGAUAUAUUGCAAAAGUUGAAGGUUAGAGAAUCUCCAGAAACCGGACCAUAUGUGGAGAACUUGUCAGAAUUCACAGUGAAGAAUUUCCAGGAAGUUUGCAAAUAUUUUAGGAUUGGAAAUUCCAAUAGAAUGACGGCUGCCACGAGAAUGAACUUGUCAUCUUCUAGAUCCCACGCAAUUUUCUCAAUAUCGGUGAAACAAAUCGAAUACUCAGAUAUAUUGACAAAUAAAAUUUUGAACGUGAAACAUUCAACUUUGAGACUCACUGAUUUGGCAGGGUCGGAAAGAUCCAGUUCUACUACCGGUCAACUUGAAAGAUUGAAAGAAGGCUCAAACAUCAACAAGUCUUUAACCUGUCUAGGUAGAGUUAUUAACUCGUUGGCAAAAUUGAAUACACAGUCCCAGGAGAAAUUUGAGAAAAUCGUGGUUCCAUACCGAGACUCGACGUUGACAUGGAUUUUGAAAGACUCUCUUGGUGGUAAUUCCAAAACUGCAAUGAUCGCUUGCAUUUCUCCUUGUGAUUAUGAAGAAACCUUGUCUACUCUUCGGUACGCCAACAAUGCAAAAAAAAUCAAAACUGAGGCAAAAAUAAACAAAGAGGAUACCAUGAAUGAUGACAUGACAUCACAACUAGAAGUGAUGCAAAAUAAGAUCAAUGAGCUCGAGAGCGCAUUGUCGAGGAAAUCGCUUAGAGGUAGUAUAAUUGGAUCGACAAGGAAUGAAAAGGAGAAAGAAUUGAUCAGGGCCACCGAACAAAAAAUCAGCAAUAAUUACAAGAAAUAUUUCAAACUUUAUCAAGAUAAAUUGACCGAGGAAGAUAGUAAAAACCACAUACUUGUCAAUGAGAUCAAUAAAUUGCAGAACGAAAACAAAAGAUUGAAUUUAAACUUAGAUUCUAUCAUUGGGCCGAUUUUGGACGAUAUGCACCCGACUGGGGAUGAUAUAGCUGAAUCGCAUGAUAUGACAAAUAACCUUGGCUCAAUAUCGCCGAGAAGAGUGAGAAUUGGACAGCAAUUAUCCCCGACGAGAUUAUCACCGCACAAAAGAUUGGAUCAAUACAAUAAAGAAAAUAAUGGAACAUUCAACGAAACAGACGACCAUUCCCCUACUAAAAUUCAGAAAUUUAGUGAGCUCUCCAAAGAUUUUGAUGAAUUAAAAUCAAAUUUUGCGAAAUCUUCAAUGGAUUUAUCAAAUGAUUUGACAAGGUUCCAUCCUAAUAAUCUAUCAUCUCUUGUUGCUGAUUAUGAUGCUGAUUGA